GCCGCACAGCAAUCACAGAGCAUUCAGACGCUGCUCGAAGCUGAAAAGGAGGCCGCAAAGGUCGUGCAGCAGGCUCGCCAAUAUCGUGUUCAGAGGCUAAAAGAUGCACGCUCUGAGGCUGAGAAAGAGAUAGAGGAGUACAAGAAGACGAAGGAGCAGGAGUUCAAGGCGUUCGAGCAGUCUCAUGCGGGUACCACCCAGACUGUCCAGGCGCGGAUUGAUAAGGAGACCGAGGUGAAACAGAAGGAGAUCCGUGCAGCGUACGAGGGAAACAAGGACAAGGUUGUCCAGAAGCUCCUCGACCGCGUCAUCCUCGUCAAACCCGAGCUGCACCGCAACCUUAAGAAGCAGCAGUAG
Dichomitus squalens LYAD-421 SS1 is the source of this 357-nucleotide messenger RNA. Its product is annotated as V-type ATPase. The record is from RefSeq and is a predicted model, not a curated record. The annotation marks the transcript as partial. Gene Ontology annotation, molecular function: proton-transporting ATPase activity, rotational mechanism. The transcript has 3 exons. Gene Ontology annotation, biological process: proton transmembrane transport. Gene Ontology annotation, cellular component: vacuolar proton-transporting V-type ATPase complex. NCBI's taxonomy places the organism in Eukaryota, Fungi, Basidiomycota, Agaricomycetes, Polyporales, Polyporaceae.